CAGCACAAGAAGAUUAUAUAAAUUACUUCUACUUCCUAAGCUCACUACCUUUGUACCUUCAAUCAUGAACAUUAUAGCAACUAUUUUCCUAUUUCUACUCCCGGUAUUCCUCCUCCUUGUUCGGAGGAGGAGAUCAUUGAAGAGGGUUCCACCAGGAUCCCUUGGAAUUCCAAUCAUCGGUCAAAGUCUUGGGAUGCUAAGGGCAAUGAAAGCCAACACGGCAGAGAAAUGGCUUGAAGAAAGAGUACAAAGAUAUGGUCCUAUCUCAAAGCUAAGCCUCUUUGGCAAGCCCACUGUAUUCAUUUAUGGACAGGCUGCUAACAAGUUUGUAUUUACCAGUGAUUGCUCUGUUCUCACUAAUCAGCAGCCACAAUCAGUCAAGAUGAUUCUGGGCAAUCGUUGCCUUUUGGAACUCAAUGGUGAAGAUCAUAAACGGGUUAGAGAUGCCCUGGUAUCAUUCUUGAAGCCAGAUUGUCUUAAGCGUUAUGUUGGAAAGAUGGAAGAAGAAGUCAGAAUCCACCUCGAGACUUACUGGAAAGACAAGCAAAUAAUUAAGGUAUUACCUUUGAUGAAGACACUCACCUUCAACAUUAUUUGCUCUCUCCUUUUCGAGCUUGAGCGUGGAUCUCAAAGAGACCAAAUGGUUCAUUAUUUCCAGCAGAUGAUAGAAGGGGUGUGGUCAAUCCCUAUAAACUUGCCUUUUAUGCGUUUCAAUCGAAGCCUCAAGGCAAGCAAAGAUGUCCAGAAAAUGCUGAAACAACUUAUUUCUGAGAAACGCCAUGAGUUUGACAACAACUUAGCUUCAUCCCACCAGGAUCUCAUCACCUGUUUGCUCAGCAUCCGUGGAGAGAACAACCAAGAACUCGUAUCUGAAACUGAGAUCAUUCACAAUGUCAUGCUCAUAAUGGUUGCUGGAUAUGACACUUCAUCCAUCUUGAUUACUUUCAUCGUAAGACUUUUAGCAAAGAAUCCAAACAUCUAUGCAGCUGUCCUUAAAGAACAAGAAGAGAUAGCACAGAUCAAGUCACCUGGAGAGUCCCUAACUUGGGAAGACCUUGGCAAGAUGAAAUACACCUGGAGAGUGGCAAUGGAAACAAUGAGAAUGUUCCCACCCAUUUUCGGAAACUUCAGGCAGACUGUAAAGGACAUUGAGUAUGGUGGCUACCUCAUUCCGAAAGGAUGGCAAAUAUUCUGGGUAAUGGCUAAAACACACAUGGAUAGCAGCAUUUUCCAAGAACCAGAGAAAUUUGAUCCAGCACGUUUUGAGAACUCAGCAUCUUUGCCUCCUUACAACUUUAUUCCAUUCGGAGGGGGAGCCCGCAUAUGUCCUGGAUACGAGUUUGCGAAGAUUGAAACCUUGGUCACAAUCCAUUACCUAGUAACACAUUUCACAUGGAAGCUAUGCUGUACAGAUGAUUUCUUCAGCAGGGACCCAAUGCCGGUACCAACUCAAGGACUUCCCAUUCAAAUAGUUCCCACGAAACCUCUAUGAUUCAAUAAAUUCAAUCAUACAAUCAUACAUGCUUAUUCAACAGGAAGCGAGUUUUGUAAACCUCAAGACUCCAUAUUAUGAUAUA
Molecule: messenger RNA, 1577 nt
Organism: Solanum stenotomum
Lineage: Eukaryota; Viridiplantae; Streptophyta; Magnoliopsida; Solanales; Solanaceae
Product: cytochrome P450 716B1-like
Exons: 4
Coding region: 65-1492 (475 amino acids)
Biological process (GO): sterol metabolic process
Molecular function (GO): iron ion binding; heme binding; monooxygenase activity
Source: RefSeq, a predicted model, not a curated record